Messenger RNA from Benincasa hispida (wax gourd), 1305 nucleotides. RefSeq names its product Integrase-type DNA-binding superfamily protein. Gene Ontology annotation, molecular function: DNA-binding transcription factor activity; transcription cis-regulatory region binding. Gene Ontology annotation, cellular component: nucleus. Lineage: Eukaryota; Viridiplantae; Streptophyta; Magnoliopsida; Cucurbitales; Cucurbitaceae. The record is from RefSeq and is a predicted model, not a curated record. Gene Ontology annotation, biological process: positive regulation of DNA-templated transcription; response to stress.
AACAAUCACAUGGUGACAAAAAAAAAAAAAAAAAAAAAAAAAAAACGUGACAACAUUUAAAGUGAUGAACUCCUCCCAUUUGGCUUCUACAAAUUCCCUCUUUCCCCGCUCCCUUUCACCACAUUCCCACAAUCGUCUUCACUCACUUACUCCCAAAACAGAGCAAAACAGAGUAAAACAGAGUAAUGGAGAAUUACAGAGACAACAAAAAGCCUCAUUCUUCUUCUUCCUCACUUCACAAGCCAUGGAAGAAAGGCCCUUCAAGAGGCAAAGGUGGCCCUCAAAACGCUUCUUGUGAGUACCGUGGCGUCCGUCAACGCACUUGGGGCAAAUGGGUUGCUGAAAUUCGCGAGCCCAAGAAGCGAACCAGGCUUUGGCUUGGCUCUUUUUCCACUGCUGAAGAAGCUGCUAUGGCUUAUGAUCAAGCUGCUACCAGGCUUUAUGGCCCUCAUGCUUAUCUUAAUCUUCCACAUUUAGCUAAUAAUAUUAAUAAUAAUGCUUCUAACUCUAAUUUUGUGAAAUGGGUUCCUUCUAAAAACUUUAUUUCUCUGUUCCCUUAUCCAAACCGGGCAGCUGCUGCAGCACCGACCAGCUUCAUGCUUAAUCUUAAUGCUCAGCCGAGUCUUCAUCUUAUUCAUCAGAGGCUUCAGCAGCUUAAAACUCCUCCUGCCUUUCUUUCCCCUAAUUCCCUCCUUUCUCCUUCCAAGAAACUCGAAAAUGAGGACGAGAAGGAGAAGGAUGACGACGAAGCUUUGGUGAGAGAGGAGACGACGACGAGGAGAGAUGUCGAAGAAGAGAAACCACAGAUUGAUCUAAAUGAGUUUCUACAACAGCUUGGAAUUUUGAAAGAAGAAGAAGAGGAAAAAAUAGUGAUUGAAUUAGAAGGAGAGGAAGGCAAUAAUAAUAAUAAUAAUGAUGAUGAUGAUGGAGGAUGUUGUUUGGGAUCAUCAGAAUCCAAUAAUUGUGAUUACAGUGAUGAAGUUGAAGUGCUUAGUGACAAAAGCUUUAAUUGGGAUUCAAUUAUGGAAAUGAAUCCUAACAUUGAAGAUCAUCAUUUUGGAAACUUUCAAGUUUAUGAUCAUUAUGUUAAUUAUGAAGAUGAUCUAAGUUUUCCCAAUUCCAUUUGGGAUUUUGAAGAAGACCUUUCCACAAGAAUCAUACAUUAGAAAAAAUGCCAACUUUAUUUCAUGAUUUUUUAAAUUUGAGUUUUUUUUGGAAAAGUUGUAUACUAUAGUAAAAAUAGAGAUGAUCGAUGGAAUAAAUGGGAUAGAGCCAUCUACAAGGAAAUAAGAGUUUUUUUUUUUU